Molecule: messenger RNA, 1206 nt
Organism: Vigna unguiculata (cowpea)
Lineage: Eukaryota; Viridiplantae; Streptophyta; Magnoliopsida; Fabales; Fabaceae
Source: RefSeq, a predicted model, not a curated record
AUGCAGCCCAUAGCGGCGCCACCCAGAGCUGUAGUGGCACCUACUCGGCCAGUAGCUAUGGAGGAUUUCAUGAAACACCGGCCGGCCAAGUUCUCUGGCAAGGCCACUCCUGACGAGGCAGAUGCUUGGAUGCGGGAGUGUGAGAAGAUCUACGCAGAGUAUUGGUGGCAGGGGAUGCAGCAGUUGAUGCAGACCCGUGGGGAGCAGGUGACGUGGACUGCCUUCAGGACGAGGUUCCUGGAGAAGUACUUUCCCGACAGUGCGAGGCACGAACGGGAGGCAGAGUUCCUUACUCUUCAGCAGGGGACUAUGACUGUGGCGGCUUAUAUCGAGAGGUUCGAAUACCUGGCGCGUUUCUACACUCCAGUGGUUACUGAGGAGUGGAGGUGUAGGAGGUUCGAGGGCGGAUUGAAACAUGAGAUACGCCGCUUCAUUGUGCCACUCCGGAUUAGAGAGUUUCCAGUUUUGGUCGAGCAGGCCAAAACUGUGGAGCAGCUGGAGACUGGAUCGAGUAGUGGGGGAAACAGCAGAGGACUACCUCAGAUGUCAGAUCCUAGAGGAAACCUUAUAGCAGACCGCCGACUAUCGGGGAAGAUUACGCAGACAGGGCACUUUGCACGUCAGUGUCCUAACAGGAGACAAGCUGGUGGUGCGCCAGCUACGAGGCCAGUAGGAGACCGACCCAGAGCACCGGGGCGUGUGUUCGCUUUGACGACCACAGAAGCGAAACAGUCAGGUAAUCUUUUGCAGUUUCUGUGUUUGUUGUAUGACCACGAGGUAGUGGUGUUAUUCGACUCAGGAGCCACUCAUUCAUUUGUGUCUAAUGAAUGUGUGAGGAGGCUCGGGCUCACGAUGCGAGAGCUGGGGUGCGAGCUUUUAGUUGCGACGCCAGCGUCUGGAGAGGUAUCCACCACUUCUAUGUGCGUGGGGUGUCCUAUGGAGGUGGCAGGCCGUAGGUUCAGGUUGAACCUUAUUUGUUUGCCGAUGGAGGGUUUAGACGUGAUUCUGGGCAUGGAUUGGUUGUCAAGUAACCAUGUCGUCAUUGACUGCGGGCAGCGCAAGAUAGUGUUUCCAGAUACGGUGGGGUUAGAACUUAUCUCGUCGAAUCAGGCAGUGAGGGAGAUUGAGGCUGGAGCUACAUGUUACAUGAUUGUGGCUCAGGCAGAGAAGAUGAGCACGGCUGAGAAGAUCAGCAGAUCCCGGUAG